AAGUGUGUGAGGCAUAAACUGAUGAAGCCGUUAACAUUUCACAAGAGAAAUGUGGAAGUUGUAGAAUGUCUAAUUUUGUCAGUAGUAAUAUGAGGUUCAACAAGAUUUACAUAGCGUUUCAGUGUGACAGAAACUGUCACUGAGAAUAAAAACAUAAGGGAGCUGUAAUUAGUGGCUUCAGAUAUGUUGCCUGAGAGUGUGCCUGUGUGGCAUACUGCAGUGAACUUUGAUAUGGCUCAACAGUCAGUGGCUCCCCAGAGGAAAAAUGGUAAAGAGCUGCUUUGUGAUCUAAAACUGCAUGCGUUUUAGCCCCUGUAAAAGUGUGUGCAAACUGGCAAAACAGCGUUUACCAUCGUUCAUUGCUAGCCCGUAAAGGCUGACUAAUGGCAGACAGAGGUUAAUAUGUGGAACUUUUAAAUAGAAAUUUAAAGAAUCAUCAUUUCUGCUUUUCAUUUCUCAGGAAGUUGUAAAAUCAGGGAAAUAAUAACUCUUACCACAAUUAACUGUAAAGUCAUGAAGGAAAAAGAAGGUGACUGGUGAUAUAAAGUGAUUAUGGUGCUGGUUUCACUAAAUUGCAGGAUAUGUAAGAUUCCUUAUUGUCAUUGUAAAAAGAUAAAACAUAAUUUCAUUUGAGGACUCAACAAGCAGCAAGAAAUUAAAGAGUAGGAAGGAGAGUUGGAAGAACUAUUAAAGCAAUAAAGCAUAAAAACUAUAAACCAUUUUAAAUGGGUUCAAAAGUAGCAGACUUAUGCAUUUGCUCAUCUUUUAUGUCAGUCCUCAUCAGUUAUUUACCCGUGUGUGUAUGAAUUAUAAGGUAAAGACAGGGGCUAAUGGAGGCUACAGUCUUGGGGAAGAAGGUGCUCCUUACUAUUUAUCUGAGUUUUGAUGGUCUGGUAUCUCUCCCUGAAAACAAGGGCAUAGACAGGUGGUGACCCUGGUGUGUCUAGUACAUACACAACAUGCAAGUCUGAAAGUGUAACUCUCACAAUCCUUUGCCGUCUUGGCCACACAGGCCAGCUUCUUUUUAUCUUCUGCUGAGCAGCUGGCAAACCAGACUGACACCCUGACAGAGGAUGAUAUCUACUGUGUUCCUGUAGAAGCUCCCCUGGAGCUAAGUGUGUAGUCUGGCCCGCUUUAACAUUCUCAGUGGAAGGCAUGGGUAAAACACACAGCUGGCAGUGGAAUGUGGUGGGCUUAGAUCCGACUCUUCAACAACAAAACAAAGGAGCUGCAGAGGAGUAAGGAGGUAUACCAGUCCACAGCUUCUUCAGCCUUACUUCAAGUUGUCCCUCUUGGACUCCUCAUCAGCCUGACUGUCAGGUUACAUCCAAGCAAACUUUACUGAGAUUUUUGAUGUGGCUACAGUCACAUCUGAUUCCAGCCAACAGCUUAAGUUCCCUGUGAAUUUUAUUUUAUUUCAUGUCUUCCUGACUCCCAAACACCCCCAACAAUCAUGAGAAACUCCAGAACAAACCUGCUACUGGGUUGUGUGCUUCUCUGCUCUGUCUCCCUCCUCUACUUGGGAAUGAGUGGAAUAGACUGCCCUCAAAAAAGCCAUCGCUACCGAUGGAUGGAGCUCAACCUGGGCUCAGGCAAUCAGAGCCUGUCCCUGACUGAACACUUCCCUGAAGACACACCCAUCAUCUUCAUCGGUGGCUUUCCCAGGAGUGGCACCACUCUGAUGCGUGUCAUGCUGGAUGCCCACAAUGCCGUGCGAUGUGGAGAGGAAACUCGAGUGAUUCCUCGCCUUUUGGCCAUGAGAGCCACUUGGAGCCGCUCUGUUAAAGAGAGGAUACGAUUGGACGAGGCUGGGGUCACUGACCAGGUGUUGGACUCAGCUGUGCGAGCAUUCCUGUUAGAGGUGAUAGUUGGUCACGGGGAGCCUGCACCUCGUCUUUGCAACAAGGAUCCAUUUGCACUAAAGUCUCUGUCCUAUUUAGCUCGCAUCUUCCCGAAAGCAAAAUUUGUACUCAUGCUACGAGAUGGACGGGCAACCGUUCAUUCUAUGAUAUCACGCAAGGUGACUAUCUCAGGUUUUGACCUGACUAGCUACAGGGAUUGUCUGACCAAGUGGAGCAGCGCGGUAGAGACCAUGUUCACCCAGUGCCAGGCAGCUGGGGAAGCCAGAUGUAUGCCCGUUCGCUAUGAACAGCUCGUUCUCCACCCAGAAGAGGAAAUGAGGAAGUUGCUCAACUUCCUUGAGCUGCAAUGGGAUCCAUCAGUGUUGCACCAUGAAGAGCUGAUUGGAAAGGCUGGUGGCGUGUCACUGUCAAAGGUUGAGCGUUCGACAGACCAGGUGAUGAAGCCGGUCAACACAGAAGCCCUCUCUAAGUGGGUGGGACACAUUCCCUCUGAUGUGAUCAGCUACAUGGAUGAAAUUGCCCCCAUGCUGGCUCGGCUGGGCUACGAUCCCCAUGCCAACCCUCCCGACUACACUAAAGCAGAGCCCAUGUCGUCUCCAUUCAAUUAUUCACAGAGAGUGAAAGUAGCAGAUGCUCCUCCCACCAGUUAAACUCUGCCGUGGUGUUCUACAACUUGGACGCAACUUAAACGUGAACUUCCAGUUCAGCAGUAAUUAAUCUCACAGGAGAGAAUUGUUAUAUGUGCAUUAUUGAUUUGUUCACAAGACUUGUGUGCAGUGUCCAUGACUGCACACCGGUGGAGUGUUUAAAUUGGGGACUUAUCAAAUGGUUUAAGGUUUACAGCUUGAUACUUUUACCUGGAGUGGACCACGUGCCCUGAGAAGUUGGCUUCUUUUCAUGCUUCAUCAUCUCCAUGGUGAAAAGUACCAUAUUGCAUCCUGUUACCUCCUACCUUAGAGUAUUUCAACAUGUCUGUAAGUUGUUUUGACUUCAUCACAAUGUGAAUGUGUCUUUAGACAACUUUCUCACUGAAGGUUCAGUGUUCAUGAAGCAUAAUGACUAUAUUUUUUAAGAUGUGUGUUUAUUUUCUUAAUAAAUUAUUUUGGUGUUGUC
Molecule: messenger RNA, 2975 nt
Organism: Melanotaenia boesemani (Boeseman's rainbowfish)
Lineage: Eukaryota; Metazoa; Chordata; Actinopteri; Atheriniformes; Melanotaeniidae
Gene: tpst1l
Product: tyrosylprotein sulfotransferase 1, like
Exons: 6
Coding region: 1454-2512 (352 amino acids)
Biological process (GO): peptidyl-tyrosine sulfation
Cellular component (GO): Golgi apparatus
Molecular function (GO): protein-tyrosine sulfotransferase activity
Source: RefSeq, a predicted model, not a curated record